ACAACAUCCCUGUGGUCACACAUGAUUAUAGACAAACACACACACAAAAAAACAAACAAACAAAAAAAAAUAUAUAAUAAUCAAACACAUUUAAAGCUAAACUUCUCUCUCCACUGCCCCUCCACAUAUAGCUGCCCCAUUUCCCAUCAAACGAAUCCCAACUCCCCAGCCUUCUACAUGACGCUUCCUCGAAAGCCACCUCCCUCCCCAUCUCCAUGCACCAUUUUUUAAAUGAGGGUACUCCAGCCUACUUCCAUCCCCUUAAAACAAUUUGUCUGCCAAUCAUGACACUGGUUAGAACCCAAUUUUUUAUGUGUUUAUCCCCUAUAUUGAUGACUGCCCUAUCUCCUAAAAUACAGAGUCUGGGGCUAAAUGAAAUUUGAGUGCCCAAUACAUCACACAUAAAACUCUGAACCUUCAACCAAAAUUUUUGGAUCAUAACACACCUCUAAAAAACAUGGGUUGUGUCUCCAUCUUCUGAUUGGCAUCGCCAGCAGGUGGGUGUGUCUUUAAGACCAAGCCUAUACAAUCUAGAGGGGGUCCAAUAGAAUUGAUGUAAAAUCUUGAAUUGCAUAAGGCACACCCUUGCAUCUCUAGAUGCAGACUUGACAUUUUUUAGAAUCCUAGCCCACACUCCCUCCUCCAAUACCAAGUUUAAAUCUUUCUCCCAUAAUCUCUUGAGAGAAGUUGAAGCUCUGUCCCCCAGACUCUGAAUUAACAGGGAGUAAUACACUGAUGCCUCAUGACCUUUUCCAAAAGCAGUAAUCACCACUCCCAGAGUAUCUGCCGCUUUAUGGGGGUGUAUGCUACUGCCAAAAUAGUACAGAGCAGGUGGCACAGAUGUAAAUACCUAAAGAACUGAGAUCUGGGAAUCCCAAAAUGUUGAACCAAAUUUUCAAAGGAUCUCAACACUCCACUCUCAUAUAGGUCACCGAGUGUAUUAACCUCCCUCACAAUCCACUCUGACAGAAAGGGGACUUAUUAAUACAUAAUUUUGGGUUCGGCCAUAUGCUUGAGGCAACAUUUAAAUAAAUGUCUGUAUUAAACUCUCUGGACACUUUUGCCCAUAUCGAGUGCAAAUGCAAGAUAAUGCUGUGUAACUUAACUUUUCCGAUAAGUUUGAUAGAAAGGCUUUGCAAUGGCGAAAUAGGGGCAAGAACUUCCUGUUCAAUACAAAACCAGGGAGGGGCUCUCUCAGGUGGAAGCGACCAAUGAGCCAAAUGUCUGAGACCGAAUGCAUAAUAAUAAAACUAAAUCUUGUGUAGGCCUAGCCCACCUUUGUCAAUCGGCCUAUGUAACUUACUGAAAUGUAAUCUGGGAUGUUUACCAUUCCAAAUGAAGGACUUCGCUAUGCUAUCAAAUUGCUUGAAAUAAGAGAGGGGGGCAUCUAUAGGGAGAGACUGUAGCAGGUAGUUGAAAUUUGGAAUAAAAUUUGUUUUAAUAACAUUAACCUUCCCAAUCUUAGAUAAAUGUAAUGAAGCCCACCUGCCCACAUUGCUCGAAAACCUUUUUAUUAAAGGGUCAAAAUGAACUCCCAUGAGUUUUGGACUCAAUAUGAGCCCAUCAAAAGAUUAAAGUCUCCUCCCAAUAUUAUAUCACGAGGGGUGCCAGCGGCUUGCAACAUCCCUUCAAGAUCUAUAAAAAAGCCCUGAUCUACAGCAUUAGGUGCGUAAAUAUUAGCCAAAAUAAGACUUUGCCCCUGAAUUUCUGCUAAAACAAUAAUGACUCUUCCUAAUUUAUCUUUAAUCUGUUUGAGACAUUUGAAUUGUAGAUGUUUACUUAUCAAUGUAAUGACUCCCCUGCUCUUACUUGAGUCAGCACUAAAGAAAAUGUGUCCACCCCAUAUCUUCCCAAGUUUUUCAGCUUCCUGUAGGGAAAGAUGCAUUUCUUGAAGAAAUAUUAUAUCAUAUUUCUUAUGCUUAAGAAGAUAAAUAACCUUCCUUCUUUUUAUGGGGUGCCCCAACCCAUUCACAUUCCGCAUGGAGAGAGACAAUCCGCUCAUAUUAACAUUUGACAUUUUGACAUAUGAGAAAAAAUAGAUUGUGUGUCAAAAACAAAAUUAUAAAGACCAUAUUCCAACAUUAGUGCAACAAUCAAACCCCGAACUUCCCCAGAACCAAACAAACAGAAAAAAGAAAAACGUGUGCAUUAACCCCGCACAUGACAGCAUCAAUUGGCGUCCAUCCCUCUAAACUCAAACAGUUCAUGUACUCCUACGAGAGCCCCCGCUACAACUUUGUUGUCAGAUUGCUCAAGUCCGGUGUUUCUAUACAAAUUUUGUGAGACAGAGUUACACAACAACAGAAAAUCUAUAUAACAAACUCCAGCCAAUAGGCGGAAUAAACACAAAGAGCGUGUAGAUUCAUCCACAUAACUGUCCGGAAGGUGCGCUAUUCCACAAAACAAACUCCAGCCGCUAGGCAGAACCAGCACAAAAAAAGAAAGAAAAAAAAGGGUGCUCAGUUUCCUCAGACAGUCAAACGAAUGCUCAGUGAGUCGGUCCAUACGGCUACAGCGUUGAGUACCACAAAAUAACUUACUCCAUUGACUUUAUGAAGGACAUCGCUUGCUGGUGACAUGCAAAUGUUUUACUGUCAUCCUUAGCAUCUAUUCUCAAUUUGGCCAGGAACAUCAGUGCAAAAGCGACCUUCCGUUGAUGUAAGAGUUUCUUGCAUUCCUUGAAUCGAUCACGUUUCACUCUUGUCAAAUUCGUAAAGUCUGGGAACAAGAAAAUGCUGUGGUUCUUCCAAAAAAGCCUUCCUUUACUCCUCGCCUCGCACAACACAAGAUCUUUACCGGAUGAUAUCAGAAAUUUGGCCAGAAUUGAUCGGGGCCUGUUUCCCUCAGUGGAUCGCCGAGCCGGAACCCUGUGAGCUCGCUCGAUUUCCAGCUUAUGGCCUGUUAUGUCAAGCAGAUUCGGAAAGAGCCCAUCCAGGAAUUUCACCAUAUCCUGACCCUCUUCGGCUUCAGGAAUUCUGACAAUUCGGACAUUAUUCCGCCAGUUACGGUUCUCCAUGUCCUCCAAUUUCUCCCAUAAGUGCUCCAAAUCCAACUUCAUGCUCUGAUGACUCCAGAUAAUCGAUCCGUUUCUCGACAUCCCCUACCCUUGUGACCACCUCAGUGAAUUUUGUCUCCAUGGCAGUGAUUGAUUGACGUAUUACAGCAAGAUCUUCCAAGUCAGCAACGACCUUCAUCAGCACUGCCGACAUGUUCAACAUUUCUCGCCGAAUUUCCCGCAUUUCUCUGGCCAAUUCGGCUCCCGGGCUAGCGGCCUUCUCAGGGGUAUCAGCUUUAGCACGUAAGUGUCUUUUAAUGUCUCCAGGGCCCGAAGAUUUUUACUUCUUUGACUUAUUGUCCUCCUAGAACAGUUAUGGAACAGAGUGUAUCGAAUCACACCGGUUUAUAACAUUAAAAGUGUUAAAACUAGCAAAGUGCGCAGAGCUCGCCAUUCACACGUCCGAACCUCGCAUGGUGUCCAUGAAAAGUCCCCAAUUCGAGUAACAUUAAACAUUUCCCAAAGUAUAAGUGGGGUGUUGACUGAUUGAAAGAACUAGUAUUCAUUGCAAUACAUAUUAAACCCUCAUUUAAUAUUAAUCAGUCGGCAGGCUGUUUUUUUCUCUUAAGAUUUGGAAUGCACAUGAUUCAUGUCAGGGCAUCCAGCGCUGCAAUGAACGCCAUAUGAAAAGCACAUCUUGUUCUGCUUUUAACAUUGGCACUUCCAAUGUAAAUUUAAUUCAUCCGAACAUUAGCUAUCACUUCAAAAGCUCGGUGGCAAUGGGUACCAUGUUGAAAUUAUAUGAAAUUAGAGUGGAGACACUUUGUCUCCAUCCGCCUGGCCGCCGAUUAUGUAAAUGAUGCUCACACCUGAAAAUCACUGGAAAAAUCGGCUAGUGUGACGCCUUCAUAAAGUGCCUUUUUAAAUUCAGAAACAGACAAAUAGUGAGUAAAACACACACAUUCUCAUAUUUUGAUCCUUAAAGGAAGUUUUCUUCAAUGCUUUUAAGCAACAUUAUGUCAAAAUUGUACCAUCUGAAAUGCAUGUGACAUCAGAUAAACAAGAAUUAAUUCAGAAGUAAUCCGAAAUUAAUCCAAAAGCAAUCAGAUUAGAUGACCUUUAAAAAUGUAUUCCAAGAGAUUACAUUAUUGACUACAAUUUAAUCAUGUAAUUUGUAAUCUUACCAGAUUACAUUUUAGAAGCAAUCUACUCGGCAUUGGUUUUUUUUUUUUUUUUUUUUUUUUGCUAUAUUGUUUUGGAAAGAAAAAGGCAUAAUGAAUCUAAAAAGUGUUAAAUAACAGAUAAAAACAAUCAAUGGUUAAUGUUAAAAAAUUUUAAAUAUAGAACUUUUCCCAUUAAUUAAAUUAUCCUCUACAGCAGGUCAUCUAGUUUGCCUUUGCUCUGUUUUCUAAAGGAAGGCUGCAAUUAUUCUAUUAAAAUAACCACAUUUAUGUUAGUUUCUCUAGCCACCUCACGCUCCCUUUAGCUGUAUACUCUAAUAAGCUCCGAGUAUCACAUGCAGUACCCUAACCCGUCGUUAAAGCAUUAUACCGCUCUAUCUACACUACCAUCCAGAUCCUGUGAACUCCAUCUCGACUCCGCGUCCAGCGGACUAGGCUCCGCGCCAUGUUUUCCGCGGAGCUGACGUGCCGCUCGCAGCCUGGUGGCUGCUCUUCGCUCGGCUGUUGUCCUGAUAUCACUCCGCUAGCAUGGAGGAGGGGAGCGCUUGAUUAUUGUGAUGGUGGCAGCUGCUGUACACAUCGGCGACUGUAGGAUUUCCACUCCAGCGAUCGGGACUUUUAGAAACUGCACACCUUGUUCACGCUGCGGGGAGGGUUUCACCGGCCCAGCUAAUGAAAUGCAAGUUCACGAAACAACUCCGGAGCCUGUUCGCAGCACACGGCAAAACUUUUUUCAAAAGGACAACACAAUAAAACGACGUGCUCGCGGCAGCGGUGGUUAUGCGUGAUGGUUGCGAGUAACAUCCGGAUGUUUGAUGGUGCUCCAGUAGAGGCGAGAGAGUAACAGAAGAAGACAAGCGGGGUGACCCCGGUCGCCUCUCUCGCUCCUCCACGGGUCCCGUACGGUUGUUUAUAGUCUCGCAAACGGUUGAGACAUUAUUGAAUGGUUGACAAGGUGAGCCUCCCGGAGGAGGGAACCCGCCACCGCCGAGUAUUUACACUCGUUUAAAAGCUCCUUUCCUCCCGAUUUCACUGUAUCCGUCUCCCUGGCGAAGCGGACUCGCGCCCCGAUUUGGAGAGGGGAGAGAGCGAGAGUCAGGGGGGCUUGACAAAGUUCUUCCCAAACAACCCUGUGUAUCCAGGCACAGAUGAUGGGGGAUUUUGCCAGCUCCGCCGCCGUACCAACCGGCGGCGGCAUUUGCAUUAAUAACAGUAACGUGAACUUAAACUCUGCCAUUAAUGCGACGAACAGCAGCAGCACUGGCGGAGGUAACGUGGGCAUUCCGAAGCACAGCACAGUGGUGGAGCGGCUCCGGCAGCGGAUCGAGGGCUGCCGGCGGCACCACGUCAACUGCGAGAGCCGAUACCAGCAAGCGCACGCCGAGCAGCUGGAGCUGGACCGCCGGGAGACGGUGAGUCUUUACCAUCGGAGUUUAGAGCAGCGGGCCAAAAAAUCCAACAGCAGCAAACAGCAGAGCAAGCAUCAAGACCCCGAUUCAACCGCAACCACCGAGCAGAGGAACAGCACUCUGAUCGCGCUCCAGGAGACAGUAAAAAGGAAAUUGGACAGUGCCCGGUCUCCAUUAAAUGGUGACCAAAAUGGUCUCAGUGAUGGGAGCUACUCCCCUGCAACAAAGAGACUCCGUAAGGAAGGGUGCACUGGAAUGGACUCUCUGGGAAGCCUUCCUCCCAUUUCCCCACUUCAUCAAAUGGACAUCAAACCCACCUUGCCCUUGGGCAACAACAGUGCCUCCUCAAACAAUGGAACCGGCAAUGGGAAUGCUGGUACCAACCAUAUUACCAGAGGACCUGAAGAUUUAGGGAAGAACGGUGGAAUACCUGACAUUAAACUGAAUGGUUCAUUGGAUUUAGACGAUGGCUUUGGCUUAUUGAAGGAUAUGAAACAGGAGCCUUUGGACGAUGCUGGUGGAAUUGAAUCCUCAGAUACAUCGCUUUCAAAUCAGAACAAGCUAUUUUCUGACAUCAAUCUGAAUGACCAGGAAUGGCAAGAACUGAUUGAUGAGCUGGCAAACACGGUGCCUGAAGAUGACAUGCAUGACCUCUUCAAUGAGGACUUCGAGGAGAAGAAGGAGGUCAGUGACUUCACACGGGCCAUGACGGAACAAACGCAGCUUGCACAAGACCCAGCACCAAACCCUGUAGCUUCUGCACCCAACAGUACACAGCAACCACAGAGUGGCCAGAUACCCAUGGGCUCACCUCAGGUGCGGCCUUCUUCCUCUGGUCCCCCUUUUGCAACUGCCGCCAAUGGCACACCACCCCAGCAACCCUUGCAGCAGUCACCAGCAGUUGGAAUGCCAUUAGGAUCACCCUCAAACUGUGUGGCCCGCUCACCGCAAACGCCCACUCAGGCUCAGACACAGGCCCCGAGAUCUGGGAAUGGAUAUAUGAUUAAUGCAGUUCCUGGUGUUGGUCCUCUGGGAUCAACACCAGGAGCAGCAGGUGGCCCUGGAGGAGGAACCGCAGGUGGAGGUGGGUCCGUUGCAGUCCCACCAACCUCUGAACUUUCCCCAGCCGAGCAGCUAAAGCAAAUGGCUGCCCAACAGCAGCAACGUGCCAAACUCAUCCAACAGAAGCACCAACAGCAGUCCCAGGCAAGCUGGUCACCUGCAGGAGCACCAACAAGCCCGUACAGUGGACCCUUUAACCCAGAAAAACCAAAUAGCCCCAUGAUGUAUCCACAGGCUUUCAAUGCUAACAGCACGAUGGGGCCAAAAACACCAAGCAUGAACAACUACCUCCCACAGAACCACAUGAAUAUGCUCAACCAGCAGCCACAGCAGCAAUCUAAUAACUUGGCUGCCCAAAACAACCUCAAUAAGCAGCUCUCUUAUAGCAACACCAAGCCGCUGACUCAUUUCAGUGGAGUAGACCACAUGAGUCAGCGGAUGACGCCGCCCAUGGCCAAUCAACCUAAAAACCCAAUGAUGCCCUACAUGCAGGGUGCCGCAGGGCAAGGGGGUGGCCCACCACAAGCUCCAUUGCCGAGCCAGACAGCUCAUCUAAGUGAAGAACAGAAGAGGAUGAUGUUGAUCAAGCAAAAAGUGCUGAGUCAAGGCUUGCCAUACAGCUCUAUGCAGCAGCAGCAUGUACAGGAUCAAGGUGUGGUUGGACUGCCACGGCAGGCAGGAGGAGUCCAGCCACCUCACGGUGGACCAGGCACCAUGGCCCCUGCAGGGCCUAAUGGUGCUGGGCCUGGUGGUUAUAUGGGUAAUCCACAGCAACAACAGCAGGCAGCCAUGAUGAAGCAGAUGAUCGCUAUGGAGCAGGAGAAGAGAGUUCAGCUACAUCUGAUGGAGCAGAAGAAAGCACAGCUCCUGAGAGAGCAGAGACAACAGCAGCAGCAACAGCAUAUGCUGGCAGAACAGUUACAACAGCAGCAGCAGCAUCUCCCCAGACAGAUGAGUCAGGGACAGAGGAAUCCAUACCCACUCCAGCAGUUUCAAGGCACACCCCAGGAGAUUGCAGCAAGGAACCAGACGCUACAGAACAUGCGGAACGUUCGACUUCUUCAGCAGCAGCAGCAACAGAACCCGGGGAUCCUGCAGAUGACGCCCGUCCAGAAUUCUGCCACCAUGCCUUCACAGGGAGACAUGAGCAUGUCGUAUGGAAGCCAGGCAGGUGUACAACCAGGCAUGUACCAGGGUAUGAACCCAGGAAUGGGCCAAAUGCUCCAGCAGCAACAGCAGCACCAUCCCAACCAAAGUGGCAUGACGAUAGUUCAGAGACAAGCGGGUGCCGGCGGGCAGGUUAUGGUUGGCGGAGGAGUGGGAGGUGGGUAUGGGCAAGGAAUGCUCAUGAACCCGGCCCUCUCGCAGCAGCAAAUUAAAUCAGGCGUUGUUGCCCCUGGUGGGCAGCCAAUGGCCAAAGCCCAGGUUCAGAGACUGCAAACCAUGAUGGGAGGUGGAGGCCAGUCGUGGCCACAGCAACAGCAGCAAAAUAUACAGGCCCUGGGUGGCAGGACUUCAAAUGACAUGGUGGCUUUUAACAGUAAUCCUGCAUAUGCCAUGCAAGGUGGGCAGCCUCCUAGGAUGGCCAAGCAACAUUUUGCCCAAGCGAUGGGUGGACAGACAAUGGUGGACCCACGUUCUAUAAAUCCAGCAGCAAUGGGUGGGCCAAUGAUGCCUCAUAUGGCAGGGCAGCCAAGGACCAAUCAGCCAAGGGGUAUUGUGAUGCCAGGCAUGAACCAGGGUGUGCCCAACUUGGCUGCUUACGGACAGGGCUCUGCUCAGGGUAUGCCAGGGUCAUCAGGAGGGGGAGGGCCAUACAUGCCAGGCGGUCAGCCUCAGGGCUACCAGAGGACGUCCAAUCAGGACCUGGCAUAUGGUUACGGCAGCCAAUCAGGGGCUGGGCCUGGGGUUUCUUUCGGUCUAUCAGAUGGGACAGAUUUGGAUCCAAUGGAGGGUUGGAUGGAAGAGUUUUUCCCCAACCAAUAGCCUAAGGUUUUUUUUUUUUUUUUUUUUAAAAGAACAAUUUUAUGGAAAAUGUGAUUGCUUUUUUUAUUAUUAUUAUUAUUAUUAUUAUUAUUAUUAUUACAUGGUUGACAAAUCUAAAAAUAUAUUACAUGUUGUGUAUUACAUGUGUGUACUGUCACAAUAUUUAAACAAACUGCUCGCUAUUUGGGUUGCUUCUCGAGUAAGAAUCUUUUUUUUUUUUUCUUUUUUUAAGAAAUACCAUUCUCCAGCAUUUUCAUUUAUAUUUUAUCUAUUUUUUUCUUUUUUUUCUUCUAAGUCCUUUACGCUGUUCUAAAGGCAAGAGGCACUGAAAAUCUUCAAAAAUCCUAAAUUAAAUUUGGAAUUAUUAUAAUUUUAUUUUUGGGAUUAGUUUUUAUGUAUUGAUUUUAGUUCUUAACCUUUAUCAUGACACACCUGUUCAUGUAGUGUAUGAAAGAAUAUGUUGAAAUCUGAGGUGGGCCUUUAUCAACAUAGGAUCCUUUACCCAAACUAAAUUCAAUACACCACCUCCUCUCUUUCUUCUGUCUUACAUAUUCUCUCUCUCUCUGCUCUUGAUAUGUGUUGUGAUCCUUUGCAUUUGCUCUGCUUUGUGUGUGUCUGUGUGUGUUUAUUUGCACUACGAGCAUCACAACAAAACUCAUCAGAUUUUGUUUGCUCUUAGUACAUGCAAGUUGGAUGCUCUGCUGUCGCCAGGUGUUUGUUAACAUUGCUUGAAGAGAUUUGGCAGCUACAAACUUCUCUCUCCCCUCCCUAAAACUGUGAGAAAGAGAUGUUUUCUUUAGUCAUAAUGGCAGCUAGAAAGGAGUCCAACUAUGACAAAAACUUACAUUUCACCAAGUAUAAAAUAAGGUGUAUUGAUGGGUUUUAGUGUAACACUCCGCAGACAUUUGCAAAGGUAAUUGAAAAAUUGGAGACACAUUCAGAGUUUGAUUUAACAUCUCAAAUAUCUAUUUUUAAAAUCAAUAUUUGACCUUUAAAUGCUUCGCAACAUUCUAGUUUUUGUUUUCUUUGUUUUAAGAAUUAACAUAAUUGCCUGUGUACACUGGUUUGAGGUAUUUAGUAUACUGGUUUUCCGCUGAUGGGUCAUGCCACUUUUCCCCUUUCAUUUGACCAGGCAAAUGACAGAAAUGUAUUAAUUGCUUCCAGAGCACACAGUUAUCUAAGAGAAAAUUAUUUCAAACUCUUCUGUAACACACUGACACUCCUCUAUCCACCAAUCCACUAAAUGCCUGAAAAAGGAAAGAUGAGGGUGGCAAUCAGUGUAUAAUCCAGGCAACUUUCUCUGUCACAUCGCAACAAAGGUACUGGGAAGUUUAAUUUCAUGAUCCACAUCUGAUAUAUCCACCAGUUUGUGUUCAUUGUGUUCAGAACAUUUUUCCACACGAAGAAUGGUUUGUUAGAAGUGUUUAGUGUUCCUUACACAAGUUUUGACCUGGUGUGUUUUCAAAUGACAACCUAAAAUGACAAGCCUUAUCUUACUGCUAAGUUCUUGGCUUGUAGUUUACCUUGAAAUGUCGCAUAAAUAAGAAUUAUCACUUUCUCUGUUGUGUGUUGCUUUAUGGUGUCAUAGUCAUAGCCAUGGUGUCUAUAGUUCUCUGUGAUCGAACUCUAUUUUAAGUCUAGUUUGAUUGUUUCAGCUCUCUGAGGAAUGUAACAUUGUGACAAAAGCAAAUUCAUUUUUGUCUUAAUGGGAGAUGAAUGCAUUCACAUCUUCAGUGUUUUACAAUAGUGUUAUAUUGUUGCCCUGUCAGGAGAAUUGCAGAGGGAGGAGGUGAGGUCCAUGUUCUCCAGCCGUCUCACCAAAUAUCAACAAUCUGGGACCAAGUUUUUGAUUUCUGUUGAAGUCAUUUAUCUGACUUUUUCCCCUCCUUUUUUAUUUCGGACUGGUGCUGACAUAUAUGUGAUGGAAAAUAUAUAUAUAAAUCAAAUGUAGUUAUUUGUAAAUAUGUUUUUACAAUUUUAAAUACAUCAGAGGAUAUGUCUCUACUCACUGUAAAGAUAUUGCUGUUUAAGAUAGAGAAGUAUUUUUAUUUUAUCUGUUUUCCACUUUUAAACUCAUCUGAGCUCUCCCAUUGCACUUCAGACAAUGUCUUACUACUAAUUUGUAAUGUAAACCUCUAAUUUUUAUUUUGAAGGUUUUUUUCUAGUUUAAAAAUUUUACUCUGUAUCUAAAGCAGUUCUUUUUUUUUUUCUUUUUCCAUGUACAGAAUUAUGUAAAUGGUUAUGCCAGAGUUACAAAAAUAAUUUGUUUUUCAAAAAAAAAAAAAAAAAAAAAAAUACAUUAAAGAGAUUGAUCAUUAAAAAAAAAUUCUCACUGAUCGUAUAUAAAAUUGUGUCUCUGCAGGUUUUUUGACUUUUUAAUGCCAAGUUAUAAAACAUUGGAAGAGUAGAACAAGUUUGUAACCUAAUUAUUUACCAGUUUAAAAUAUAGCUGAUAUAAAGAAAGUGCUGAAAAAGAGAACAAAGGAUGGCAAAAAAGAUGAAGGAUUAAACCGAAAACUGUGUGUACAUACAAAUGCCUAUAGCUCCAGGACAUUAUGUAUAGUCUGUCUUACAAUACUGGCAAGAUAUAUGUAUUGAGAGAAAUUGAGAGAAUAGAAGUGCAUAUAUUUCAGGAUAACACUUGUUUGAAUAGAAAUCCAGGAGGAAAAUGAAGAGCUAGAUAACAGGGAGAGACUGAGGGCAGGUGUCUCCCAAUCUUAGUCACAUAUGCUAAAAAGCGGUAUUUAAUAUCCUACCAUAAUGAAUCACUCCCUUUUUCUCUGUCUGCUCCCUGUAUCUUUCUCUUUCACUACACUGCUCUCUUGCGCUCUCUCCUGAUUAUGAUGAAUGGAGAGGUGUCACUAUGACAAUGCCAUUACUCAUCUUCAUGGAUGAGACAACCUCGCAGAGACAAAUUUAGGGGAUACAAGAGGACAGAGGUUUGUUUGGGUGUGCUGCAGAGGAGUUGGGAUGGAACAUAAACACAGCCUGCCCUUCCCCAAGAGGUUUCCUUCUAAAUGGGGUCAUCUAGUCCCACUGCACUUUGUCCAUCAGUUAGAUAAAAUUCUACUAAAAACAGCCAGUGCUGUGAAUCAACCAACAACCAUCUGGAAAAUCAAAUCACAAGUGAAAGCAUCUCAUUUUGUGUUCCACAGAAGAAAGUCAUAUGGGUUUGGCACAACAAGAAGGUGAGUAAAUGAUGACAGAAUUUUCUUUUUUCAUGAUAAAUGGUAACAUAACAUGGAAAAUGGUGAAAUGGUGGAAAAAAAAAAUGGGUUAAUGUUGUGCUUGUCAACUUGGGAGUCCUCUUACUCUUACACUGACCCCUGAAAGUGUCUAAUAACGGCGGGUAUUGAGAUUAUGCGAAUUGUAUUCGGCUGGUCAUGUGAGCCUAACAUGGCAUCCCCCAUGAGGGGACCAUCUCCAUGUAGAUUAAAACUGCUUUUAUUAACUACUGAUAUGUGAAUCUUCAUUUCAUGUGAAUGGUCUUGAUUUUAUACAAAUGUUUAAAAAAAUAAAAUGGGAAAAUGAAAAAAAUUAGAUGU
Myxocyprinus asiaticus (Chinese sucker) is the source of this 12178-nucleotide messenger RNA. RefSeq names its product mastermind-like protein 3. Gene Ontology annotation, biological process: positive regulation of transcription of Notch receptor target; Notch signaling pathway. Gene Ontology annotation, cellular component: nuclear speck; nucleoplasm. The record is from RefSeq and is a predicted model, not a curated record. NCBI's taxonomy places the organism in Eukaryota, Metazoa, Chordata, Actinopteri, Cypriniformes, Catostomidae. The transcript has 5 exons. The coding region runs from base 5325 to 8633 and encodes 1102 amino acids. Gene Ontology annotation, molecular function: transcription coactivator activity.